This is a messenger RNA of Thelazia callipaeda (thelaziosis nematode), 909 nucleotides long. The record is from the annotation of a GenBank genome assembly. Lineage: Eukaryota; Metazoa; Nematoda; Chromadorea; Rhabditida; Thelaziidae.
AUGUCAUCAAAUGGAGAUGGUUGUGGGCUAUUGCGCGAUUCGCCAUCCAUGGAAAUUGCACUUCAAAAUGCGGUUGAUUCUAUUAACGGUUCCGUGGAAUCAGAAAUUGCUCGAACAGCAAUUUCAAUUGUUUAUAGGGUCACAUCAAAGAAGUUUAGACGUAUAUUUGCGAUCAAAAUAAUCAACACAAAAGCAUUACCAAAACCAAUUGCCAGGAAAUUUUUACCUCGAGAAUUGCUUUUUACUAGAUUAGCACAACAUCCGCACAUAGCUCGGGCAUUAUCAAUUCGAAUGCCUAAUCCAACAAAAAUUACUAUAAUCAGUGAUUAUUAUCCUGGAGGAACACUGCUCGAUCUUAUUGUGCGAUAUCAACAAAUGCCCGAAUAUCCGCUUGCUUGCCGCUUAUUCCGUCAACUCACGGAAGCCAUACGUUAUCUACAUGAUCGUGGCGUGGUGCACCGAGAUAUUAAGCCAGAUAACGUACUUCUCGAUGCUAAUGAGGACGUAAAACUUGCAGAUUUCGGUUUUGCACGUUAUAUUAAUAGAAGAAAACGUUCCUACUCAUUUUGCGGCACAAAACCAUAUUGUGCACCAGAGAUUAUUCAGCAUAAGCCAUAUGAUGCAUAUGCAUCUGAUUGGUAUUCAAUGGGUGUAUUACUUUACACGAUGCUUGUGGGGAAAUGGCCACAAGAAUCACAUGAAACAGAUGAACAAGUAUCAUGUUGUGCAACUUUUGAAACAGCAAUACCUUCACAACCUGCUCGUGCACUGAUAAUACGGUUGAUGAAUACAGAUUAUCGUUUUCGGGGCAAUUAUGAUACAAUCAUUAAUAGUGAAUGGAUGAAAGCUCAAAAAAUAUGGGUUAUGAAGCAUAAACAUCUAAUUUAUGAGAUUAUUAAGUCAACAUAA